AUGACGACGAAGCUUGUUUGCUUGCUGGUGGUGGUGGUGUUCGCGGCGGCGGCGACGGUGGGAGCCGGCGAGCUGAAGGUUGGGUACUACGAGAAGACGUGCAAGGACGUGGAGAAGGUCGUGAACUCCAUCGUCGUCGACUCCGUCAAGGGCAACCGCGGCAAGGGCGCCGGCCUCGUCCGCCUCCUCUUCCACGACUGCUUCGUCAGGGGGUGUGACGCCUCCGUGCUGCUGGAGAAGAGCGAGGUGAACCGCCGGCCGGAGAAGGACUCCGGCGCCAACAUCGGGAUACGGGGCAUGGACGUGAUCGACGCCAUCAAGGCAGCGCUGGAGGAGCGGUGCCCCAACACCGUGUCGUGCGCCGACAUCAUCGCCUACGCGGCGCGCGACGCGGCCAGGUACCUCAGCCGCGGCGGCGUCGACUUCGCCGUCCCCGCCGGCCGCCUCGACGGCGUGGUCUCCCGCAGCAGGGACGCCGACACGUACCUCCCCGACGCGGCGUCCAACCUUACCGACCUCGUCCGCAACUUCCGCCGCAAGAACUUCACCGUGGAGGAGCUCGUCAUCCUCUCCGGUGCGCACUCCAUCGGCGUCACCCACUGCACCUCCUUCUCCGGCCGCCUCACCGCCCCCGCCUCCCAGAUCAACCCGGGCUACCGCAGCCUGCUCGUGUCCAAGUGCGGCGGCGUGUCGCCAACCCCGAGCAGCAACCCGACCGUGGUGAACAACGUGCGCGACGAGGACGCGGCGGCGGUGGCGAGGAGCUUGCCGGCGUUCGUGCCGCGGCUGAGGAAGGCGAAGGACUACAUGGACAACAGCUACUACCACAACAACCUGGCCAAGGCCGUCACCUUCCACGCCGACUGGGCGCUGCUCACCGGCAAGGAGGCGCGCGGCCACGUCGUGGAGUACGCCAAGAACGGCACGCUGUGGAACCUGGACUUCGCCGACGCGCUGGUGAAGCUGAGCAAGCUGCCCAUGCCGGCGGGCAGCAAGGGGGAGAUCAGGGCCAAGUGCAGCGCCGUCAACUACCACCACUGA
Messenger RNA from Oryza brachyantha (malo sina), 1041 nucleotides. Its product is annotated as peroxidase 2-like. Gene Ontology annotation, cellular component: plasmodesma; plant-type cell wall. The transcript is spliced from 2 exons. Gene Ontology annotation, molecular function: heme binding; peroxidase activity. Bases 1 to 1041 code for a protein of 346 amino acids. Gene Ontology annotation, biological process: response to oxidative stress; hydrogen peroxide catabolic process. NCBI's taxonomy places the organism in Eukaryota, Viridiplantae, Streptophyta, Magnoliopsida, Poales, Poaceae. The record is from RefSeq and is a predicted model, not a curated record.